AAUUUCUAAUGCAAAAUAUGACAUGAAGCAAUUUGCGACAAACGAGAGGAGGCCCAGGCGAGUAUAUAUAUCCGGCCCCCAUUCCCCAAAUCCCUUUCCAUCCUCCGCACCGUACGACCGCAACAACCUCCCCUUUUUCCGCCGGCGAGCGACCGAUCCGGCGGACGGACCAUGGCCGCGCUCGUCGGCGACGCCGCCUACUGGCUGGCGGAGCACCCGGACAUCGUGGGCUUCCGCUGGAGCCCCUCGGGCCUCUGGUUCUCCACCUGGGCCUUCCUCCUCGGCUUCCUGGCCACCUACGUGUCCCUCUGCCUCGCCGCCGACGCGCUCCUCCGCCGCCGGAAGCAGCCGCUCCCCCUGGGGCCCCUCCCGGCCGCGCACGCGCUCCUCAUGGCCGCCGUCUCGGCCGCCAUCUUCGCCGGCACGCUGCUGUCGGCGGUGGCGGAGAUACGGGACACGCGGUGGUCGUGGCGGGGCCGGAGCCGGACCACGCCGCUCCGCUGGCUCCUAUGCUUCCCGCCGGGGACCCGCUCGUCGGGCCGCGUCUUCUUCUGGUCCUACGCCUACUACCUCUCCCGGUACCUCCACGCGGCGCGCGGCGUGUUCGCGGUGCUCAGGCGCCGGCGCGGGGCGGCCGCCCGGGCGUUGGCGCACGCGGCCUCCGUCGCCAUGGCGUUCCUGUGGCUCGAGUUCUCGCAGUCGUUCCAGGUGCUGGCCAUCCUCGCGUCCACGCUCGCCCACGCCGUCGCCUUCGGGUUCCGCUUCUGGGUCGACAGCGCGGGGCUCCCGGCGGCGCGCGCCGCGCGGAGCGGGUCGCUGGCCUGCCAGCUCGGGCUGCUGGGGUGCAACCUGGUGUGCCACGCGGGGGUGGUGUGGAUGCACUUCGGCGGGGCGAUGGCCGGCGGGUGCAGCGGCAUCGGGGCGUGGGUGGUCAACACGCUGCUCAACGCCGCCCUGCUCUGGGUGUUCCUGCACUGCUACGGCACGCGCGGCGUCUGCGACGACGACGGCGUAACCGCCGCCGCCGCCACCGCCACGGUGAGCCUGAAGAAGAAGAAGAAGAAGGGGAUGUGAGAGCGGCGUGAGGUGAUCAGGGCCCCAACCAACCAACCAUUGUAAUAUACUCCUACUGUAGUACAAUCCAUUGGUGUACUGUACAUAUAGGUAGAGGCCGGCAUUGGCAUCGGCAUCGGCAUUCGGCAUUCGGCAUCUGGCAUCCCGAUGAGAUGAGAUGAGAUGAGAUGAGAUGAGCAGGUGACUCGCUGCUGCUAUAUACCAAAGCAAAAAACAUAAAAGAAAACAAAAUUCAAUUCUAAUUUAUAGAGAUGGGUACACAUACAUAGAUAGAUAGGAGCACAUACAUAUAUGCACGGGUGGAUCGACGAUUGGAUCGAACCCCUGCCGCUGCUGCUGAUGCUGAUGAUUAACUCGAUUCUUAUGCUCUGUUCUUGUGUUCUUGGCAAGGGGAAUUUUCUCCUCUUCUUCUUCUUUUUGGUUGAUUCGGUUCAGUGGGUGACAUCUGAACUGGAAAGAAAACAUCUAAGCUUCCUUUUGGAUGCAA
Molecule: messenger RNA, 1561 nt
Organism: Triticum aestivum (bread wheat)
Lineage: Eukaryota; Viridiplantae; Streptophyta; Magnoliopsida; Poales; Poaceae
Product: elongation of fatty acids protein 3-like
Exons: 1
Coding region: 172-1074 (300 amino acids)
Biological process (GO): fatty acid elongation, polyunsaturated fatty acid; very long-chain fatty acid biosynthetic process; sphingolipid biosynthetic process
Cellular component (GO): endoplasmic reticulum membrane
Molecular function (GO): fatty acid elongase activity
Source: RefSeq, a predicted model, not a curated record